GCAUCAGAAAUACUUACAUCAUCCGCCAUUUCCCCAUCUCAAUGGAAACAAACUCUGAUUGCUUUUGGCUUUUGUUUAUUGCCUCCAAAUGCGAGACUUUCUCAUGUCACAGCUCCAUUUUGCUUCUUCUUUUUCUUUGCAUGGGUUGGCUGGCCAUGGCCCUGUGUUUCUGGUUCUACCCUGGAGGCCCUGCCUGGGGCAAGUACCAUUGGCUACACAAAAGAGCCGCCACAAAUCACAGUAACAUCAUUCCAGGCCCACGAGGUUUCCCGGUGAUCGGAAGCAUGAGCAUCAUGCUCGGCCUAGCUCACCACAAAAUCUCUGCAGCAGCCAAGUGUUUCGGUGCUAAACGACUCAUGGCGUUUAGCUUGGGCAAUACUCGGGUCAUCGUCACAUGCAACCCUGACGUAGCCAAAGAGAUUCUCAACAGCUCAGUUUUUGCCGAUCGUCCCGUGAAAGAAUCAGCGUGUAGCUUGAUGUUCAACCGAGCCAUCGGUUUCGCUCCUUACGGUGUUUACUGGCGAACCCUCAGAAGAAUCGCAGCCACACACCUGUUUAGUCCGAAACAAAUCGGCUUAACCGAGUCGCAGAGGUCUGAAAUCGCAGCGCAAAUGGUUUCUUUAAUAGCGUGUAAUGGAGAAGAGUUCUCUGUAAAGGAUAUACUCAAGAAAGCUUCGCUCAACAACAUGAUGUGCUUGGUGUUUGGCAGUAAUUAUCAACUGAGUUCGUCAAAUGGUGAAAGGGAUGAACUCAGUCGGCUCGUUGAAGAAGGUUACGAUCUAUUGGGGAAGCUCAAUUGGUCUGAUCAUCUCCCAUGGCUCGCGGGUUUAGACCUUCAAAAAAUCCGGUUUCGAUGCACCCGGCUUGUUCCCAAGGUGAACAAAUUUGUGAAUAGAAUCAUUCAACAACAUAAACUCCGAACCCAGAGAAGAAACCAUGAUUUUGUGGAUGUUUUACUUUCUCUCACUGGAACAGAUAGACUCUCGGACAACGAUAUGGUUGCCGUACUUUGGGAGAUGAUAUUCAGGGGAACGGAUACGGUUGCGGUUCUAAUAGAGUGGAUACUAGCGAGAAUGGUGCUUCACCCUGAAAUCCAAUCGAAACUGCAGGCCGAGCUCGAUGAAGUCGUCGGAAAAUCACGAGCGUUGACAGAAUCAGACAUUCAAUCCAUGGUGUACCUGCAGGCAGUAGUGAAGGAAGCUCUUAGGCUGCACCCACCUGGUCCACUUCUAUCAUGGGCUCGGUUGGCGAUUACGGACACCACCAUCGAAGGAUACCAAGUGCCUGCAGGGACCACAGCCAUGGUUAACAUGUGGUCCAUCACCAGGGACCCCGAAAUUUGGGUGAAUCCCCUCGAGUUCAUGCCGGAGAGAUUCGUGCCCAAGGACGGUUGUGCCAAUGUCGAGUUCUCCGUGUUGGGGUCCGACCUCCGGAUGGCUCCCUUCGGGUCGGGCCGUAGGACUUGUCCGGGAAAGACAUUGAGUUUGGCUACUGUUAACUUUUGGGUAGGAUCCUUAUUGCAUGAAUGCAAGUGGAUACAAUCGGAUGCUGAUCCUGUUGAUCUCACUGAGAGGCUGAGGCUGUCCUGUGAAAUGGCGAAGCCUCUUAAGGUCAAAGUGCAGCCUAGGCGCACAUCAUAAAACAAGUUCAAUCACAACAAAAGCAAUAUAUACUACCCUUAAUUAGUAACCAGCAGGUGUAAGAUAUAGAUACGGCAGUGUUUUCUCUAAUAUCUCUAAACCCUGUGUCUUGAUC
Hibiscus syriacus is the source of this 1755-nucleotide messenger RNA. RefSeq names its product cytochrome P450 78A9-like. The transcript is spliced from 2 exons. The record is from RefSeq and is a predicted model, not a curated record. Bases 42 to 1640 code for a protein of 532 amino acids. Lineage: Eukaryota; Viridiplantae; Streptophyta; Magnoliopsida; Malvales; Malvaceae. Gene Ontology annotation, molecular function: monooxygenase activity; heme binding; oxidoreductase activity, acting on paired donors, with incorporation or reduction of molecular oxygen.